AUGACCUAUGCGGAUGCCCUUGCAUGGUUGAGAUAUGCCACAGCCCUUCCAUGGAAGUCCAGCACUCAGCAAUCCAUUCAAUGGACUGCACACUCCAUGAAAAGCACUUUGCUUGCAUGGGGAGCACAGUUGAUCGCAGAAGGGAAAGUCACUCCGGAAGAACGCAUGCUUCAGGGGCAUCAUAGGUCGAUCGCUAUGCCAGCGACCGGCAUGCAUGAAAGCUUGGAAAAGCAGCCUUCUGUAGAUCAGAACAUCGGGGGCCCCUUUUUUCUGAUUGAGGAUGCAGGAGUUGACCCAGCCCUGGCAUCAAAUCUGGUUUCAGAUGGAUGGACAGUGACGUCCUUUCGAGAAAUCACAGCUUCGCCCUCAGAUUUUACGGAUCAGGUGUUUGCAGAACUAUGCCAUGAUGUUAGUCUGUCCCUGCUUCAGAAGUCUUGCAUCAAGGGAGCCUGGCGCAGUCUCCAGGCACCUCCAAAUCCGGAAGCCCAUGCACCAGCAGGCACAUCAUCAGCUGCCGGGACACCCUCGGCGACAGACAAUACAUGGUCGGAAUCAUUCCCACCGAAGUUGACCAGUUCAACCGUAUCCCAAUUGAAGAUGAAGUUCUGUACCAAUUUUCCGUCGGAGGUUGUCACUCCGGAGACCCAGCCAAGUGCCCGAUUACUGGCGCUCGCGUUUCAGUUGCACCAAAAGAAAGAGUACAAGUGGUUGCCCUGGAAAUACCGAAUGUCAGUAGCUCGAUCCGAAGAGAUGUCCUUGGGUCGAGCUUCCAAAGCCCCGAGACUGGAGAACGUUCAAUUGCAUCAAUUACUCAUCGAUGAGAUCCCCUCCCUGGAGAUCACCAACCAAAACCUAGGCUUGAAUGCAGUGAACCGUAUGUUUGAUUUGCACAACUAUGCAUGGGCCAUGGUUCAGGCGUGCCACCUACAUAGGCUACGCUCUUAUAGCUUGAAGUUCAUGUCUUUUCUGUCAGUGCGACUGGAUGCAGAGAGCGGUUUGAGAGCGCCAUCCAUUCUCGAAGCCCAGCAUGCAGAUAAGCACAUUUGGCACCAGAUUGCGGAACUAUGUGAGUCACCGGAAUGGACAUUGGAUGAUGCAUUGCUUGAGUUUACUCAAAAUCGGGGGGAUUUGGCUGCCUUGCUCCAGCCUAGGCCAAAAUUGACCAAGCCUACACCUCCUCCAAGCAACACACCAUUCAAAGGUGGCAAAGCUGCCAAAUCAUCAGGUGCCACACCUCAACAGGAUGCCACGGUCGAGGAGAUCACAAGCAUGGAACCAGCGCGACCAGAUUUGUCCGUCCACUGGACAAACUGGCAGACAGCAGAAUCCCAACCAGAACUCACGGAGGAGCUGGUCCAAGAGGAAAUUGAAAAAGGAUGGCUGAUUUGUUUCCCUGGAAACCUUGAGGAUGCCAAACGUGAAUACCCCCUUGGCGUUGCAGUGGGGAAACUUUCAAUUGCCACAUCGGACACCCGUCCACCACGAUUGGUAGUAGACUUUACAGUUUCAGGCACCAACCACAAUUGCGAUAUACCUGAGCAUCAACAACUGCCAUCUGCAAAGGACGUAGUACGUUCAUUCCCUCUUCGUGGUCAUAAUGAGGAACUGGGAGCCAUGGGACUUGACGUCCGAGCAGCUCAUAAACUUUGUGUACUUCAUCACAGUCAUCGAGGCCUAGUAGGCUUUUCGUUCAAAGGGCGGUUGUAUUUCUACAAAGUAUGUCCGUUCGGAGCCCGAUUCAGUGCGUGGUGGUGGGCCAGACUUGGCUCAUUUUUUACAAGGCUCAUCCAUCAGUUUAUUUACACAGCCCAUGCUUUGUUCCUAUUCGUUGAUGACUACUUACUGGUCCAACGCUUGGACAUUUUACCCAUCACAGCAGCACUAGUAGCUUUACUGGUUCAGGCAUUCAGACUUCCCAUCAGCUGGCGCAAAGCAGAACUACACAAGGAAGUCAAUUGGAUAGGAUGGACAUUUAAUUUUUCAAUCGGUCAGGUCAAAUUGCAACAGAGCAAACGGGAAAAACUACAACGAUUGAUCCGGGAGCUUUUGACCCAUCCGAAAACCUCCAAAAAGACCAUUGAAAAGUUCAUUGGACUAGCACUUUGGAUCACGCAGCUUUUUCCCCUAAUGAGAGCUUUCUUGCACCACUUCUAUACAGACUUAUAUAAGGCACCUGGCACAUCAUAUUCAAUCGACCCUGGUUUUUGGCUCACCACAUUGUCAUGCCUGAGCCCAGACCUACAAUUUACCUCUCGGCCCAUCGGCACAGCUAUACCUGAAGGCGGGAAAUUACUGUCAGUUCGUCACCAACCGGUGGCUACCUUGGAAGAUGUCCGCAACUGCCGGUUAUCAGAAAAACGGAUUUGGGUUCGCAUCAUGGACCCUUUGUCGAACAAAAGAUCGAUCAGCAAGGACUCUCAAAGAAUAUUGAACAUGUUCUCAACCUGGCUUCAAUAUUCAAAUCCGAUAGUUUCUAUGAACCCUAAAUUACCUUGGGCUGGCGAAGCAGCUGCAGAUGCCUGUGCAGAUAAAGAUCAUUGUCAGAUCGGAGGAUUCCUCAGAUUUGCCAAUGGUGACUUACGCUGGUUCAGCGAAAAAUGGAUAGCAUCCGUUUUUCACCAACUAGAAAUUCCAGUUUCAUCAGACAUGCAGAAAGAUAUCAGCAGCUACGAGACAUUAGCCCAAAUUUGUCUCUUGUAUUCCCUAUGCAGCUUACUACCAUCCCAGCGAUUUGCACUCACAUUAAAAAGCUUAAGUGAUAACACAGCAGCAGAAUCCACCUCAAACUUUCUCUUCACCACCAAAGCUCCAUUAUGUUUCUUUGUCGAAAAACUUUGCCUUUUAUCUUCCGCAGUCCAUGCACAAUUAGACGUUUCACACAUCCCGGGAUAUGCCAAUGAGUUGGCUGACAUGAUCUCCAGAAUGAACCUGGAGGAGCCCUUGCCUCCCAGCCUUCAAGCAUCCGACCGCAUCCGAAUUUCGUUAGAUCAAAUUUGGCACCCGACCAAAGCAGUUUCGAUUUUCCCAAAGGGAUCAACCGUUUCAUGGCCACUUCCGUAA
Molecule: messenger RNA, 3060 nt
Organism: Cladocopium goreaui
Lineage: Eukaryota; Dinophyceae; Suessiales; Symbiodiniaceae
Source: the annotation of a GenBank genome assembly